Lontra canadensis (Northern American river otter) is the source of this 768-nucleotide messenger RNA. RefSeq names its product RNA polymerase II subunit E (gene POLR2E). Gene Ontology annotation, cellular component: RNA polymerase II, core complex; RNA polymerase I complex; RNA polymerase III complex. Gene Ontology annotation, molecular function: DNA-directed RNA polymerase activity; DNA binding. Bases 45 to 677 code for a protein of 210 amino acids. Gene Ontology annotation, biological process: DNA-templated transcription. The transcript is spliced from 7 exons. The record is from RefSeq and is a predicted model, not a curated record. Lineage: Eukaryota; Metazoa; Chordata; Mammalia; Carnivora; Mustelidae.
CGCAGGCGCAGGCGCAGGCGCGUUGACUGAGAGCGGUGGUGGCUAUGGACGACGAGGAGGAGACCUACCGGCUGUGGAAGAUCCGCAAGACCAUCAUGCAGCUGUGCCAUGACCGUGGCUACCUGGUGACCCAGGAUGAGCUGGACCAGACCCUGGAAGAGUUCAAGGCCCAGUUUGGGGACAAGCCGAGUGAGGGGCGGCCACGGCGCACAGACCUCACGGUGCUGGUGGCCCACAACGACGACCCCACUGACCAGAUGUUCGUGUUCUUCCCAGAGGAGCCUAAGGUGGGAAUCAAGACCAUCAAGGUGUACUGCCAGCGGAUGCAGGAGGAGAACAUCACGCGGGCCCUCAUCGUGGUGCAGCAGGGCAUGACCCCAUCCGCCAAGCAGUCUCUGGUGGACAUGGCCCCCAAGUACGUCCUGGAGCAGUUUCUGCAGCAGGAGCUGCUCAUCAACAUCACGGAGCACGAGCUGGUCCCAGAGCAUGUCGUCAUGACCAAGGAGGAGGUGACGGAGCUCCUGGCCCGGUAUAAACUCCGGGAGAACCAGCUGCCCAGGAUCCAGGCCGGAGACCCGGUGGCCCGCUACUUCGGGAUAAAGCGAGGGCAGGUGGUGAAGGUGAUCCGGCCCAGCGAGACCGCCGGCCGGUACAUCACCUACCGGCUGGUGCAGUAGCCGCCCCGCGAGCCGGUGAGAUGCGCCGUGGGCCCGCGGGGCCUGCCUGUCCGGGAGUGAGCCCCAGCUUUCCUCUUCCCUUAGCCCACAG